AUGGAACAAAAAAAUAACUCUGAUCAUGUGUUAAAUACUGUAAGAUCGAUUGUUUACCAUUUAAAUGAUGUCAACUGGGUUAAGAUGACACAAAAAAUUAUGGCUUUGCCAAUAAAUAAUGUUAAACUACUCGAUGACAUAACAAAUAUAAUAUUUGAUCGAGCUUUAAAAAGACAAAAUUAUACACACAUAUACGCUCAGAUGUGUGCACGUUUGAUCAAUGACUCCAAGUUUAAUAAUCUUAUUGCUACCGGUACUGAAAUAACAUUUCAAAAAGUGUUAUUAAAAAAGGUACCGAAGAAGUGUUUAUCCGGCGUUUUAAAUAAUUUUUUAUUCGAUUUCCAGAAAAGAUCCAUAUGCAAUUGCAGAUUUAUUGGCGUACUGUUUAAAAACGGCGCGUUCCCAGAAAAGUAUAUACUGAAGUGCAUUGGAGAUUUAGGUAAAGAGAAGAAUGACAACAACUAUGAACUACAAAUGCACUGUUUGUGUAUAAUAUUACAAUCAGUUGGGCUAAUAUUAUCAAAAACGUCAUAUGAUUUGAACAAAAAAAUCAAUAAACUUGUAUCGUCUAUGGAAAACCAUGGGAUGUCAUCGACAUUAAAAUGUUUGAUAAAGAAACUAAAAAUAAUGAAUUCCAAGGGUUGGAUGGAUGAGGGUAAUUGUUUUUAG
Molecule: messenger RNA, 669 nt
Organism: Macrosiphum euphorbiae (potato aphid)
Lineage: Eukaryota; Metazoa; Arthropoda; Insecta; Hemiptera; Aphididae
Source: the annotation of a GenBank genome assembly